AUGAGUCAACGCCAAAACAGUGCUGGUUCCUCAUCAUCGUCAGACCAACAACAAUUUGUAGUAAAUGUGAUGGAUAUUGAUAUCGACGAAGAGCAGGAAAAGGAAGCAAGAGAAUUUGAAUUGUAUCGACAAAACACUGUGCAAAGACUUGCAGAAUUAAAAAAGAAUUCGUCUUCGGAAAAGAUAUCCUCAACGACCAUCAUGACGAAUAGCUCGAAUUUAAAUAUUUCUUCAACUGAUCGGAACAACACCACCAAUAAUAGUGGAAAAUAUGUUUCGACAAUUGUCAAGUAUAAUCAAUUCACGAAUAAUACAAAUAUACAACGCAAUGCAUCAUCCUCGCCCAACGCCACCACAAGUCCGAGCGUAUCGCUGUUGGGAAUUCCUAAUACUAAGAGACCCCCUGGAUUUGUACCACAGAAAUUCAUCCCACCUCCCCGAAAGGACUCACAAAAUUCUCAAAAAAGUUCAGCAGACUCGGCAACCAGCAGUGGCAAUAACAGUCAAACCAUGAACUUUGCCUUAAAACCACCAAUCAGUGACACAUUAGACACUACCUCAACAACCUCAACUACCCCUGUGAAAAACAGCACUAUUACCAUUCCUCCAUUUACUUCAUCGUCACCCUCUUCAGCUACUUCCUCUAGUCCAUCAGCAAGCGUACAUACUGGCGAAUUUCAAAUUCCGUUUCCAAUGACAGCAACAUCAAUUACAGCCAAUGCUGUGCAAAAGAAAAAUCCAAUUACAAAACAUAUUCGAGAAGGAGUGUUUAAGGUAAAUUAUGUUCCAGAGUGGAAAUUGACAGAUUUCAUUCUUGGAAGACGUACAACAGCAUUAUAUGUAAGCUUGAAAUAUCACAUGACCAACCCAAGAUUUAUUUUGGAAAGAAUUCGAAAUUUUCACAAAACAGAAGUGUGUAAGAACAAGGCGUUCACAGUCAAAGUUGUGCUUGUGAACGUUGACGUAUCCAUAGAGGCCUCGAGCGGAAAUGCAUCAAAUAAUGACGAAACUAAACCAAAAAGUACACCCACCUUUGUUUCAGAGACUGCUCUCGAUGAAGCCCUAAUCGAAAUUACCAGAAUAUGCAUGUGGGGCGACUGGACCAUGUUGUGUGCAUUUUCAGACGAAGAAUGUGCUCUUUAUUUGGAAACUCUAAGAUACUGUGAAAAUAAGAGUGCGUCCACCAUCCAAGGCCCUAUUCAAGCAGUACCUAGUCUUUCCGCCUCAAUGUCCAACUCAAAUACUGCCACGAAAAAGAAAUCUGGAAGUAAAAAACGAUGGAGUAAGGAAAGAUACACUGGCUCUUCCAGUAGUGGCAGUUCUGGUACCAAUUCAGGAAAAGAAGUUGAAAAAAUUUCUCACACCGAAGAGGUUCAUCAACUUUUUGCCGUCUCGUUCAAAAGAACUCUCAAUAAGAGAGAUCAUGUUACUCUGUUGAACCAUUUUGGUUCUGUUAAGGAAGUUAUUCAAACAAGCGCAGAUGAGUUAACUGAUUUACCUGGAUUUGGAAAAAAGAAAGUGAAGCGUAUUAUUAAUCUCUUCCAAACACCGUUCAUUCCUGGAAAGGAGACAAAAAGCAGUGACAACACCACACCGAAUAGUGAGAAGAAGGAAUAUAAAAAGAAAAUUCAGUUAGUUCGUAAAACAAGAGCGUCACCAGCAUCCAGUAGCAGCAGUAAUAAUCAAGAAAGUGACAAUGAUGAUGAUGUGCUUAUUGUGAAUAAGGAGACUGGUGAAGAAGAAAAGGUUCGAAAAACCACAAAGAAACAAACCAACUUGAGCAUUUUCUUCAGUCAACCACAAACCAAGUUAGAGACCCAAGAUUCUGAGGAGGAGUAG
Naegleria lovaniensis is the source of this 1839-nucleotide messenger RNA. RefSeq lists its product as uncharacterized. Gene Ontology annotation, biological process: mitotic recombination; nucleotide-excision repair; UV-damage excision repair. Gene Ontology annotation, cellular component: nucleotide-excision repair factor 1 complex; ERCC4-ERCC1 complex; nucleus. Gene Ontology annotation, molecular function: single-stranded DNA binding; damaged DNA binding. NCBI's taxonomy places the organism in Eukaryota, Heterolobosea, Eutetramitea, Acrasida, Naegleriidae. The transcript has a single exon. The record is from RefSeq and is a predicted model, not a curated record. The coding region runs from base 1 to 1839 and encodes 612 amino acids.